This is a messenger RNA of Parnassius mnemosyne (clouded apollo), 2094 nucleotides long. The record is from the annotation of a GenBank genome assembly. Lineage: Eukaryota; Metazoa; Arthropoda; Insecta; Lepidoptera; Papilionidae.
AUGAGAGGGGAAUUAUUCGUUAUAUUUUUUAAUAUUAUUCAAUUCAUUGUUUGUACAUACACUCCGGGCGGCGAUGAAGUGCAAGCCGGAAGUGUGCUCUUGCCAGCAACGCGACGUGGCAGAUAUCUAGCAAAUAUCGUCCGGAGGCAGGCAGUUGACGGAACCGGUAUAAAAUUCAACAAGGAUGCCGACAGGAUCAAUGCAGAGUCGAAAAAGAAGGUGGACGUGCUCUCUGAGGAGUUACUUCCCUACAUCAUCGCGGAGCAGGAGAGACGUACGACGCUGUACAAGCGCAUCAUGACGGCCAUACAGAACGGUGAGAAGGGGGUCACCAUCGCCGAGCUCAGGAACAAGCCCCCCCUUAUUAUUAGGAAAGGUCUUCUGUACCGCUGCCCAGCAAACCGGGCCCCCAAGGAACCGGACGGUUCAGGGGUGCUGAUGUGCGAGAAUGGUAUUGAGCCCACUCAAGUCAUGUACGACUCCUGCCUCAGCGCAGAGGAUAAAGAUCUUUAUGUCGCCGAGAAUAAGUACUUCUUUUGUAAUCGACACAAGGUGGAAGGUCCAGACCUGCCUCGCAACGGCAGCGCCGUGAUUGGCUGCGCACCCAUGGAGAGGACCUCUUUAAACUAUACCAGUGCCAAGUGCGCCCUGGAGGAUACUGAGGAUGUUGUUGUACACUACCGCUACUACCCGGACAGGACAUACAAAUUCGUGACGGAACUGGACCCUGACCACGAGGUCUGCGACCACUGGAACCCAUGCCAGAUUGGAUAUAUCUACUCUCUCCCUACUCCCGACCAGGCUGUGAUUGCAAACGAGCUAUGGCAGGACAGUUUGGAGGAGUUUGUGCCCAUAACAGCUAGGAACUACACCAGCAGUCCGCGAAGGAUAGUCAUCCCCGACGGUUAUGAGUUUACCGGCAUCAAGCACGCCAACUACAAGACAGAGAAACCAUGGUUACCGGUGAAGUUUUACUCUGUGCAACACUCAGGUCACACCGUGAUUAUCACCAUGACUUUCUCCAGUUGGACACGCGGACAUUACGGACCGUACUUCUGCAUCUUCAACAAAUUGGGCUCCGAGCGGGAGAAAGUUGUCAAAUUCUUGAUAUUAUCUCAAACCAGCACGGUUGUAGCGCGGAAGGCCGUGGAGCUGCUCCCAGGACAACACGUGAACAAGACCAAAUUACCAAUCGAGUGCAACCGAUGUCGCGUCAUUGGCGUUAUAGUGAGGGCCUCGGACGGCAACGUAUACAAUAUGGACAGGUCGAAGUACACGGUCAACGACCGGCCAGUUACGAGCAGGUUGGCAAAAUUUAUAGCUUUCAGUUUUAUUAUAAUUUUCACUUUAGUAAGGAUGAUUGAGUUAGAAAUCGACGGUAUGAAGCCACAGGACUUUGGCGAUUACAUCGCAGUGAUACAGAAUGGUGAUGGCGUGGAGGAGAGGAUCAUAAUAGCGACUGUUUUGAGUAAGUUAAAUAUUUUAAAGAUGCAAUACACAGUAGUCUCUGUUCACAACAUUUGCUCAUCACCAGUGAUCAAGGCACGUCGUUUAACGGCGUCAUUCACUGUGGGCGGCCACUUCGAUCGGACUAUGAACUACACCUGUGACAAUUGCAAGAUCAGCGACAUCCUGUGUAACGGGGAGAGUGUGCUGGCUGCCGGACGGGUUUCCGUCAUCGAAGUCUCCAAGAUGAUCAGCUUUAACUUUCCUAGGUUCGAAGACGAAAACUCCUGCGUGUACAUGGGCUUCUUCAAAGUGAAUAACAGGGUUUUCAAAAAGGUUUUAGCGGUCAUUGAUACGGUGACCAUCCAUCGGAUAAUGAAAAGAGUUGCACCAAACGAAGGCGAGCAGUUCGAGGAGAUGAUUCCUUACAGUUGUGAUGAUUGUGCUGUCACUAAGAUCUUCGUGAACGGCAUACCUGUGCCAAGCUCAAGAAGAAGUAACGGUGGAUCCAGCAGCUUCGCUGUUGUGACGUCCACAUCGAUCACAAUCCGCAUAGUAGACUACUCUCCAACUUACGAGGGUGUGUACCAAGCCGUAUUUGCGGCAGGGAGGGAGUAUGUCACGAAGACCAUUAUGGAAAUCACGUAA